This is a messenger RNA of Symbiodinium necroappetens, 463 nucleotides long. The record is from the annotation of a GenBank genome assembly. Lineage: Eukaryota; Dinophyceae; Suessiales; Symbiodiniaceae.
GCUGAACGCGACCGUUGCUGCUCCCGAGCUCGAGGAGGUGCUCGGCUCCGGGCUGAUCGCUGACUUGCAGAGAUUGGGAAUACUCUGGAGGCCUGCACCGCAAAGUGGGUGGCAGUCGACUGUUCAGCUUGCCCCAGUGGAUCUGCAGAAACCUUUCGCACGCGUCUCCAUGUUCUUCUUCGUGGACUGGGACGAGCUGCGACCGUGGCACCAGGUGAUGACAGUCACCAUUGACAGCUAUGCGCUGCUGCGAGCCCAGGCACUGCUACCACUGCAAGCUGCUCCAAAACGUGUGCUGGAUUUAUGUGCCGGAAGUGGCGUCCAGGGGCUCUAUGCCGCGAAGCGCUUCGCUGCUGCUGCCACACUCGUGGAUCUGAACCCGCGUGCAGUGCGCUUUGCGAAGGCAAACGUUCUGCUGAACCAAGUGUCCAAAGUGACUCUUCAUCACGGCAACCUCUUUGAG